This is a messenger RNA of Brassicogethes aeneus, 582 nucleotides long. NCBI's taxonomy places the organism in Eukaryota, Metazoa, Arthropoda, Insecta, Coleoptera, Nitidulidae. The record is from the annotation of a GenBank genome assembly.
AAGAUGUCAAAAACAGUGAAUUGUCUGAUUUUAAGGUUAGUUUUUUAAAAUAAAAUGUCAUUAUGUUAUUUAGAAAGCUAACUAAUCAUUCAAAAGUGUUGUUUUAUGUCACCAGGUUCAUAAAUUUCAAGCCAAAUACGUUUGUCGCAAUGAGUUCAGAAGUUGACAAAGCACAAAGCGCAUAUAAAAGUAAAUCAACGAUUUUUGAUAAGAUUAUAUCGAAAGAAAUACCAGCUGAUAUAAUAUUCGAAAAUGAAAAAUGCAUGGCUUUUAAUGAUGUCAACCCCCAAGCCCCAGUGCAUUUUCUUGUAAUACCAAAAAAACAAAUUCCAAUGUUGGAUGAUGCAUCUGAAGGAGAUCAAAGUAUUUUAGGCGAGCUACUUUUGACUGCAAAAACAUUGGCUAAACAACGUUGUCCUGAUGGGUACCGCUUGGUUAUUAAUAAUGGAAAGCAGGGAUGUCAGUCAGUAUAUCAUCUACAUAUUCACAUUAUAGGAGGAAGGCAGUUAAACUGGCCACCAGGAUAAAUAAAAGUACUAAAAUAUAAUUUUGACUGUAUUAUAAAUUUGCAUAUACCUAAAC